AUGGCAGCAUUGUCAGAUUUUGCUCCUUUGGCCAUUCUAAGUUUUGUUAUGGUGAUUGGAAUCAUUGUGCCUGGGGCUGAAGCAAGGCCAAGGGCAUUCUUUGUGUUUGGAGAUUCACUUGUUGAUAGUGGAAAUAACAAUUACUUGGCUACCACUGCACGUGCUGAUGCCCCUCCUUAUGGCAUUGAUUACCCUCCAACUCAUUCACCAACUGGUCGUUUCUCCAAUGGCUACAACAUUCCUGAUCUUAUCAGUCAGGAACUUGGUGCUGAGUCUACAUUGCCAUACUUGAGUCCAGAAUUAAGAGGAAAUAAGCUCCUGGUUGGUGCCAAUUUCGCUUCAGCUGGAAUUGGAAUCCUUAAUGACACUGGAAUUCAGUUUGUAAACGUAAUCAGAAUGUAUAGACAGUUUGAGUAUUUUAAAGAGUACCAAAACCGAGUGAGUGCUCUAAUUGGAGCUUCACAAACCAAGAGCUUGGUGAAUCAAGCUCUAGUCCUCAUCACUGUAGGAGGCAAUGAUUUUGUUAACAACUAUUUCUUGGUGCCCAAUUCAGCAAGGUCUCGCCAAUACCCACUACCACAAUAUGUGACGUAUCUCAUAUCUGAGUACCAAAAACUUUUGCAGAGGCUGUAUGAUCUUGGAGCUCGGAGAGUUCUUGUGACAGGCACAGGACCUUUGGGUUGUGUUCCUUCAGAAUUGGCUCAACGUGGCAGAAAUGGACAAUGUGCUCCAGAUCUGCAACAAGCUGCAGCACUGUUUAACCCACAACUGGAACAAAUGUUACUACAACUCAACAGGAAACUUGGAAGGGACGUUUUCAUUGCUGCAAACACAGGAAAAGCACACAAUGAUUUCAUCAGUAACCCCCAACAAUUUGGAUUUAAAACGUCACAAGUGGCUUGUUGUGGGCAAGGACCUUACAAUGGUCUUGGACUGUGCACACCACUCUCCAACCUAUGCCCCAAUAGAGGGCAGUAUGCAUUUUGGGAUGCAUUUCAUCCAUCCGAAAAGGCCAACAGACUUAUUGUGAAGGAAAUCAUGUCAGGUUCCAAAGCCUACAUGAACCCUAUGAACCUCAGCACCAUCUUAGCUUUGGAUGCUAUCACUGCAUGA
Sphenostylis stenocarpa is the source of this 1113-nucleotide messenger RNA. Lineage: Eukaryota; Viridiplantae; Streptophyta; Magnoliopsida; Fabales; Fabaceae. The record is from the annotation of a GenBank genome assembly.